CUUCCUUUGCGUGAUCCCUCCUCCAAGAUUGGAAGGAAAAGUCUAUGGUAAUUUUGCGGGUUCGGAGCUGCGGUGCUCGCGCCAAGGGGCUGCAGCGGCACACGGAGCACCCCCACGCCGGCCGCGAGGACAGCAGAAGGAGCGACAUGAACUCCCACCCGGCGCCGCUGCCUCGCGCCACCCCCUGGCGCUCCCUGCCUUGCCCGCGCGCCGAACUCCGCCUCGAUCUGGUGCUCAGCGGCGGGCAAACCUUCCGGUGGUCUGAAACCAAUCCUGGCUAUUGGACCGGCGUGAUUGCAGGACGGGUUUGGACCCUCACGCAGUCUGAGGAGCAGCUCUGGUACACGCUGCACGAAGAAGAGAAGGAGGAGGACAGGAAGGAAGAAGAGAGUCUCUCUGAGCCACCACUGAAGAAAAGCAAGAGGCAGCUGCAGCCAGAGACCAGCCGGGCUGCGGGCACCAGUGGACGCUCUGGUGGGGAGCAGAUCCGAGGGGUGGAUGGCUUAGACCCAUCACAGAUCCUCCAGGAUUAUUUCCAACUGCAUGUCAGUCUGUCUGCAUUGUACCAGGGUUGGUCCUACACGGAUGGCCAUUUCCGGAACAUUGCAGUCAAGUUCCCAGGGGUGCGGGUGUUGCGACAGGACCCCGUGGAGUGCCUCUUCUCUUUCAUUUGCACCUCCAACAACCAUCUCUCGCGCAUCACCAACAUGAUUCAGCACCUGUGCCAGGCCUUUGGGCGCCGCCUUUGUCAGCUGGACACCAAGACAUACCAUGCUUUCCCCUCUCUGCAGGCAAUGGCAGAGGCAGGUGCAGAAGCCCGACUGCGUGAGCUCGGUUUUGGGUACCGGGCUCGGUUUGUGAGCGAGAGUGCCCGCGCUGUCCUGAAGACACUUGGGGGUGCUGCGGGCCUGCAGCACCUGCGCACUGUCUCUUACGAGCAAGCUCGUCACGCCUUGUGCACCCUGCCUGGCGUGGGAGCCAAGGUGGCUGACUGUGUCUGUCUGAUGGCACUGGACAAGGCGGAGGCAGUCCCUGUGGAUACCCACAUCUGGCAGGUUGCCAAGCGGUACUACGGCCAAGAGCUGGGCAUGGGAGCCCGCAGUGUGACAGAACGUGUGCACCGAGAGAUCGGGAAUUUCUUCCGGAGUCUGUGGGGACCGUAUGCUGGCUGGGCCCAGGCAGUCCUUUUUUGUGCCGAUCUCAAAAAGUACGAGUCUCCAGAUCCAGAUGCCAAAUCCCGGUGUGCCAAACUCUCCAAGGGCAGCCCUUCUAUCCUGACAUAAGAACCCCAGUGUUGUGUAUGCGCCCAAUCAGGCAAGUAAGAAAACUGACAGACUCUGCAGAACCAGAGCCUGCUGGAAACCUCCAGGCUGAAAACAGGGCCCUGUCUCAGCUGCAGAAGAGGGUUGCCAUGGAGCUAACUACUCCUUCAAACUCCAGGUGUUGUUUCCCUCCACCAGGGGGCGUAUGUG
Messenger RNA from Heteronotia binoei (common prickly gecko), 1472 nucleotides. RefSeq names its product 8-oxoguanine DNA glycosylase (gene OGG1). The coding region runs from base 45 to 1283 and encodes 412 amino acids. Gene Ontology annotation, biological process: base-excision repair; base-excision repair, AP site formation; nucleotide-excision repair. NCBI's taxonomy places the organism in Eukaryota, Metazoa, Chordata, Lepidosauria, Squamata, Gekkonidae. The record is from RefSeq and is a predicted model, not a curated record. Gene Ontology annotation, molecular function: damaged DNA binding; 8-oxo-7,8-dihydroguanine DNA N-glycosylase activity. The transcript has 7 exons. Gene Ontology annotation, cellular component: nucleus.